AUGUGUACUAAACUAAAUAAUUCAUUACGAAAUAAACAGGGCGCGUUCGGAUAAUAUUUAACUUCGACUCCAUAUGGAUUCAUGAAAUGAGAUAUUCCUUUAAUUUCAACAUGGGCCUCCUCGAGUUCGAGAAGUGGUCGAACCAGGACGUGUUCUCCGAGAAGUCCCGGCUCUGCGCCAAGCUCCGCGGCCUGACGCCCGGUCAGCGACGCGUGUGCCGACGGCACCGCGACCAUAUGACGGUGGUGGGAGAUGGCGUCAAGCAGGGGAUAAGGGAGUGCCAGUACCAGUUCCAUCAGAGAAGGUGGAAUUGUACUAUCAUGAAGGAUGAGACGGUGUUUGGACCUCUCACUCUUAUAGCGUCUCGAGAAACCGCCUUCACACACGCUAUCACGGCCGCUGGCGUGUCGUUAUCGGUGUCGCGCGCGUGUCGCGACGGGCGACUGGCGAGUUGCGGAUGCAGUCGGGCCGCAAGACCGAGGUCGCUGCAUUCCGACUGGGUGUGGUGCGGAUGCGGCGAUAACCUGGAUUACGGGUACAAGUUCACCGAAGAUUUCGUGGACAUUCGGGAAAGCGAGCGGAAGGUCAAGCGAGGCAGCCGGGAACAAGGCAGACAACUUAUGAACAGGCAUAACAACGAGGCAGGACGACGGGCAGUAAUCAAGAAGUCCCGGGUAACCUGCAAGUGCCACGGAGUGUCUGGUUCAUGCAGUCUGGUCACCUGUUGGCAGCAGUUGGCCUCCUUCCGUGAGAUCGGCGAUUACCUCCGAGACAAGUACGAAGGUGCUACCGAAGUGAAAGUGUCCAGGCGAGGCAAACUACGGCUAAGCGACCCCCGGUACAGACUGCCCACGGCCCAGGACCUAGUCUAUUUGGAGCCAUCACCUGAUUACUGCGUGAAAAAUGACUCGCUGGGUUCUCUCGGCACAUCAGGACGCGAGUGUAACCGAACUUCAGCGGGCAUGGACGGCUGUGCCCUCAUGUGCUGCGGCCGAGGUUACAACACUAAGAAGCUCACGGUCAAGGAGCGAUGCCACUGCAAGUUCCAUUGGUGCUGCAGGGUGGAGUGUAACACCUGUAUUAGGACCGUCGAGAUCUAUACUUGCAAAUAAGAUGUACUUGCAAAAUAGACUCGGUUACAAACACAAAAUUGCAUACGGGACUUAAUCGCGAAAGUUAUAUUCCGUGAAUAUUUCUCACUUGAUGGGUUCAUCGUAAAAUCAGCGCUGGAAGUCACCAUCAGCAACAUCUCGGAUGUCGGAAGGAGUUCAAUGGAAAAAAAUCCAAGAUGGCGCCUGUAAUGAAUGGGAUAUCGGUCCGACAUCCGAUAUCGGAUCAGAAAAUGUAAAAACGCACUAAUUUAAGUACUCGUCCCGUUUGCAAUAAUUUAAGUACAGAGUAAAAACCGUGAAAAUUUCAAUCAGUGUCAGUCUCUGUUACAUUAGAAAUAGCGGUUGUUCCAUGUCAUAAAUGUUGCGGUCGAGAGUAAAACAUCGUCGUUCGGACUAUGAAAGGCAACAUCGGAGGACCCUACAUUGAACACCGAUGUUCAGAAAUUGCGGUUCUGUAUCUGGGCAUUUUCAGAAUUUGGGACCCCCCAAUUACUAAGCGUAAGUUGUUAACAAAAAUUAACUCACCGUCAGUUUUGAGACGAUAGUAAUUAAACAUGAAACUUCAAUUCAAACAUUUUGUUUUUGUGUUAAUGACAUAAACUUUAAGCGAUAAUCUACAUUCAGAAAGUGAAAAAAGUAAAUUUUUAGACAGAUUUUAUGCUUAAUUGUGGUCACAAAACUGACAGCGACUUAAUUUUUGUUAACAACUUACGCUAAUUGGGAUCCCAAAUUCUAAAAAUGACCGUCUAUCGUCUAUCUAUUGAAGUAAAAGUACCGUACUUACGUAGUUUAUAGAUAUGAUAUAAGUAAUAAGAUGCCCGAUACUUGUGAAUCUCGGUGCUCACUGUAGAAUCUCUAUUAAUAAAUUUAGCUUUACUUACUUAGUGCAGAAGAUAUAAGACCGACAGACACACAAUAAUAAGUACAUAUUAAGUAAUGGAUGUAGAUAUUUAUGCUCACUAUCCCAUGACAAUUGUCAUGCUUAGGUACAUUGAAUGUCAGUUGUAUUAAUUAAGUAAGUAUUAGUGUAAAUACGUAAGUUAGUAAUUUAUUCGUAGAAAUCUUUUAAAAUAUAAAUAACAAUUCCAAGAAUUACAGACCUAAUUUGAAAUCAUAAUAUGCUGAUUGCUGACCAUUUUGGAUCAUUCCACGAAAUAGUGAAAAUAACGUAAGUCACCAUUUUAUUUAUUUUUCCCCUCACUAGCUCGGAAACACGUAUUUCGUCCUUUAAUACCAUGGUGUAAAAACGCAUUUUAUCCACUAGUGGGUAAAGUAAUUUAACCUUGAAUAAAGACAA
Molecule: messenger RNA, 2409 nt
Organism: Leguminivora glycinivorella
Lineage: Eukaryota; Metazoa; Arthropoda; Insecta; Lepidoptera; Tortricidae
Product: protein Wnt-5b-like
Exons: 7
Coding region: 87-1112 (341 amino acids)
Biological process (GO): cell fate commitment; neuron differentiation; canonical Wnt signaling pathway
Cellular component (GO): extracellular region
Molecular function (GO): cytokine activity; frizzled binding
Source: RefSeq, a predicted model, not a curated record